Molecule: messenger RNA, 5061 nt
Organism: Daucus carota subsp. sativus
Lineage: Eukaryota; Viridiplantae; Streptophyta; Magnoliopsida; Apiales; Apiaceae
Product: putative pentatricopeptide repeat-containing protein At1g68930
Exons: 3
Coding region: 95-2329 (744 amino acids)
Biological process (GO): RNA modification
Cellular component (GO): intracellular membrane-bounded organelle
Molecular function (GO): zinc ion binding; RNA binding; protein binding
Source: RefSeq, a predicted model, not a curated record
AGCAUUCCGAGGCGUGGGAAAAGCACUUUCAAGUUUUAACGUCGUAUUACAAACAGUUAAACAUAAGUCUCUCCCGCCACUUUUGUCAUACAAAAUGAUGUCCACUAUAUCAAACCACUACUGUUCAUUUCUUAAACACUGCUGCGAAACCCACAACCAAGCCGAACUCAAAAAGCUUCACUGUCUCAUAAUCAGAACCAUAGUAAACGCAGAAACAUUCUUGCUCAACAAUGUCGUUAACUCAUACAAUAAAUUAGGCAACUUAAGCUAUGCACGCAAGGUAUUUGAUCAAAUUCCCCAACCAAAUCUUUUUUCUUGGAACACUGUUUUAUCGGUGUACUCGAAGCCUGGAAGGGUGGUGGAGAUGAAUGAUAUUUUUUAUCGGAUGCCUCGACGAGAUGGGGUGUCGUGGAAUUUGGUUAUUUCGGGGUAUGUUGCGUGUGGGAUGAGUGCGAAGGCGGUUGAGGUUUAUAAGAUGAUGGUGAGGGAUGGGGUGAGGGAUUUGAAUAGGAUUACAUUUUCGACGAUGCUGAUUUUGUCAUCGAAUAAGGGGUAUGUUGGGUUGGGGAGGCAGAUUCAUGGGCAGGUAGUGAAAUGUGGUUUUGGCUCGUAUGUUUUUGUGGGGAGUCCUCUUGUAGAUAUGUAUUCGAAAUCUGGAUUGAUUUAUGAUGCGGAAAGGGUGUUUGAGAGGUUGCCGGAGAGGAAUGUGGUUAUGUAUAAUACAAUGCUGAGUGGUUUAUUGCGGUGUGGUAUGGUUGAGGAAUCAAAGUGUUUGUUUCAUGGUAUGCCUGAAAAGGAUUCAGUUUCUUGGACAACAAUGAUUACUGGAUUUACCCAGAAUAGCUUAGGGAGAGAAGCGAUUGAUUUGUUUAGGGCAAUGAGAUUGGAAGGUUUAGGUAUUGAUCAAUUUACCUUUGGAAGUAUCUUAACAGCGUGUGGUGGACUUGUGGCCUUGAGGGAAGGAAAACAGAUCCAUGCUUAUGUUAUGAGGACAAAUUAUAUGGAUAAUAUAUUUGUCGGGAGUGCUCUUGUUGACUUGUAUUCUAAAUGCAGAAACAUUAAGUAUGCAGAGACAGUUUUCAGAAGAAUGAACCACAAAAACAUAAUUUCAUGGACCGCAAUGGUGGUGGGAUAUGGGCAGAAUGGGUACAGCGAAGAGGCUGUCCGGAGCUUUUGCGAAAUGCAGAGAAUGGGUAUUGAGCCAGAUGACUUUACUCUUGGAAGUGUAAUUAGCUCGUGUGCCAAUCUGGCAACCAUAGAAGAAGGUGCCCAGUUUCAUGGCCAAGCACUUAUUUCUGGCUUGAUAUCCUACAUUACUGUUUCUAAUGCACUUGUAACCUUGUACGGAAAGUGUGGAAGCAUAGAAGAGUCCCAUCAAUUGUUUGAUGAGAUGAGAUUAAAGGAUGAAGUCUCUUGGACUGCAUUGGUUUCGGGGUAUGCUCAAUUUGGAAAAGCCAAAGAAACUAUUGAUUUGUUUGAGAAUAUGUUGGCUCAUGGUCUGGAACCUGAUGGGAUUACAUUCAUUGGGGUCCUUUCAGCUUGCAGUAGGGCAGGUCUAGUGGAUAAAGGCCGUCAGUAUUUUCAAUCUAUGAUUGAAGACCAUGGAAUUAAGCCUAUUCUUGAUCAUUACACGUGCAUGAUCGAUUUAUUCAGUCGAGCUGGACAGUUAGAUGAAGCAAAAAGAUUUAUAGAAAAAAUGCCUUACCGUCCCGAUGCUGUUGGAUGGUCCACUUUGCUAAGCUCAUGUAGAAUUCGUGGUGAUUUUGAUAUUGGAAAGUGGGCAGCUGAGUCUCUGUUAGAACUAGAACCCCAAAACCCUGCAAGCUAUGUUUUGCUUACAAGCAUGUAUGCUGCUAGGGGAAAUUGGGUUGAAGUGGCCCAGUUAAGGAGAGGAAUGAGAGAAAAGGGUAUUAGGAAAGAACCAGGUUGUAGUUGGAUCAAAUAUAAGAGUAAGUUGCACAUUUUCUCAGCCGAUGAUAGGUCAAGCCCAUAUGCAGAUCAGAUAUAUGAUAAGCUGGAGACAUUGAACAGUAGAUUGAUUCAGGAAGGUUAUGUGCCUGAUAUGAGUAACAUUAUGCAUGAUGUUGUUGAGUCGGAAAAAAUUAAGAUGCUUAACCACCAUAGUGAGAAACUAGCAAUUGCCUUCGGUUUGAUUUUUAUUCCUCCUGACCUCCCCAUUCGCGUGGUUAAAAACCUCAGGGUAUGUGGGGACUGCCACACCGCAACUAAGUUCAUAUCCAAAGUUACGCAAAGAGAGAUUCUUGUACGGGAUGCAGUCAGAUAUCAUCUUUUUAAAGAUGGAACUUGCUCAUGUGGUGAUUUCUGGUAAUGGGUCUCUGGAUGGUGCUCAUGCUAUUGACACUAAAAACAUUAUGCAGGUGCAGAACAUCAGAAAGUUAUGGAGGAAAACUCUGAGUGCUUUGCACCUACCAAGUCCGCUGUGGAUGUUAGGUGGACGCUUGCCUGGUGAAAACUGUGGAGAACCUAGUUGAGGAGAAAGGCAGCCGUGAAGGAGCUGUGUUUCCGAGUUCAAGUUAUAAAAGAAAAGAACGGAAAAUUGAUUAUUUUCUAUUCUCUCCAAAUCUUUAAGUAUCUUUUCCUUUCCUUCUCAUAAUAUCACUCAGGAGCAUGUCGAAGAAAUUAAAUAAAACCCUGGAACACUGCAUUAAAGAAGCAUGUGAAAGUACCUGCAACUGUGUGCAGAUCCCAAUGACUUCAGCAAGAGGUGCCCAGUCCCCAAAAUUUCUUUCAAUGAACUGGUAUGCAAUUCCAGUUUUUCCUUUGCCAAUAAUAAACAGUCCUCCUUUUAUAUCCCCUUCUCCUCUAUAGUUAUGCUCUAAACCCAUAGCUUUUGCGCGCUUGUAGUUUGCUAUAGCCCGGGGAUUGAGAAGAAAUCCUGAUAUAAAGUUUUCUUUCAUUAGAUUCCCACCACCCAAAGCUUUGAAAAAUUCUCUGUUCUUGUCUAGGAUUACGGCACCACUCCAAUAUCUGGGCCAGAAGUCCUUUACCUGUCCAGCAUGAAAUAAAGACUUUGUCAAGAUUGCAGAAUGACUAAAAUGUUUUACCCUGGUCGACGGAUGCAGAGAAGUACAGCUGGUUUGUGGCACCAAAGUUCUGAAGCUUUCAUUGGAGGUGUCUUUGUCUUUAUCAAAUGUUCCAUUCCGUUUUUAUAUUCCGGAGUCAGUUUUUGAACUGAGAUAUUUUGAAUAGUAGAAUAUGGAGCAACAUUUUUAGCUACAGAAGGAGGCAUCACACAACCACACCCUCUGGGCUCAUCAGGCAUCGCUGCCACGAUCCCCUUAUAAAUAUGAUCAUCUUUCAAUUUAAAAUCAGACAGGGAGUGCUGAUUUGUCACACUAUUAGCAAUACUGUUGCUCUUUAGUGGGACUCGUCUCACGCUUUGCAGUUUCCUCGAGCUGGCAGACAUAAGCUCCCCCUUGUAGUUGUUGUUGUUUGUGGUAGGUACCUGUCUUUGCCUCUCUGGAAGAGUGAUUGAUGCAGGUGAUGGCUUCUCUGAGCAUUCACUUGUUCUGUUCAUGAAACGUGCAAUGUGGCCCCUUUUCAUACCAAACUGAAAAGAGAGUUCUGCAGUAUUUAAGUUGAGAAGCUCGGCGAGACAUUUUCCUGAUGCCUCUAGCUUGUCUCCAUAUUGGAUCAGUGAAUGAUCAUGCAGGUAUGACCUUAUUUCUAGUGCAUCCUUCAGUAGAUCACAGAUAGCUUUUAAGUAUCACUUUUAAUUAUAGCAUGUAUAAUCAGUAGAAAAGUAAAAUGCAUUUUGUGCAGAGAUUAUGCAUUGGAUUAUAUAGUUAUAGUUACUACUGUAAACAUGAGUUAUAAGACCAACCUUUUGUUCUCGGGUCAUGUUUAUCUCAACCAUAUCCUCCGAAUUCAUUACCUUUAACGUAAGCACGUCAUCCCAGCCAUCUUCAAACAACUUUGGGAGUAAUUCCUUCAAGGAUCCAUUUCCAACAAAAUCCUCAACAGAUGUAGAAGCCAUCUUCUUGUCUCACCGUGUUGAUACUUUCAGAUAACUGCCUUAAUACUUGUAAACAUAGGCUAAAAUGAGAUAUAUAUAUAUAUAUAUAUAUAUAUAUAACCUUGAAAAUUGUUGAAAACGGCCCUACUUCAUGUCAACCUGGCUUGAUUUGACAAAGAGCAUUUUAUUAUUCCACAUAAUAUACUUUGAUCAGAACAACCAACAUGCUCCAUGUCCCAUAUGGUAGAAAUUUUAGUUGGAAAAAUGCUGUUAGUACUUUUUCUUCUUUUUACUAUGUUUCUUCAGUCUUGGAGCUGACCUAUUAGCCUAAGACACCACUUGGCAUUAUUGUGGCAGACAACAACAACUUUUUGCUGAAAAACCAUUGAAAAAUUAUUUGUUAAAUCUAAAAGCAACUUUCGGAACAACACUUUUUAGUCCAAAAACUGCUUUUAGAAGCAGUUCUUCGCGUGCUUUUGGAAAAAGCUGUUUUCCAGCUUUUGCGGGAAGCUGUAAUAGAUUUUAAUAUUAAACCUCGCCAAAAACAUCAUUUUUUAUAUUAUAGCUCAAAUUAUGCAAAUACAAAAAAAAAUUACCAAACAAUUAUCUGAUUUCUACACCAACACUUUUUUUGAUAGCACAACAAUUUUUAAUAGCACUCCCAAACAAACUCUGAAUGGGGUAAAUAAACUAUCUAUAACCAGAAAGAAAAGUUUUAGAUUAGAAGUCGGAGGAGGAUUGAAAUGCUGAUUUUUUGUUUGUACUUGUGUCGUUACUGGCACAAUUUUCGACUCCUAUCUUUACAGACAAAUGUGAUUAACUUUGUCACCUUCAUUGCCCUUUGAGUGAUACAAUGCUUGACAGAAAUAAGGCGAGGCGGCAAGCCUACAAAUAAAGGAAACAAUAUUUGGACAGGGGGUGAGACAGAAAAGAUAGUGAUACAUUGAUGUGUGACUGCAUGAGCAUUUGAGACUCCAAUGUUAUUGUUACUCUGAUAGAUGAAGUUUGCAUUAGAAUAUCAACAAUAGGUGCAUUUGGCUUCACUUGAGUGUCAGCAGUUUAUUUGAUAUUGCAGCCGGCCAUCC